AUGUCCAAAAGCCUGGGUAACGUGGUGAGUCCAGUGGAUGUGUUGGAAUAUUUUGCCGCAGCUUUUACCUCUGCCUCUUCCACUCCUCUCAGUGAGGCUGAGGUUCAUGGAAUGGCUGCCGAUUGCCUUCGCUAUUGCCUUGUGCGCAGUGCUUGCCUAACUAAUGACACUACCUUCAGCCUCCACAUGGCUAUCGAAACUGUCAACACAGAACUUGUCAACUGGAUGGGAAAUCUCCUUUCUAGAAUAACUUCUAAAAAGCUCGUUCCAAUCCAGACUGUGCCGAUGUUAGAUCUGGCGGAAGCUCAAACAUUCAUGUCUGAUGACGUUGACGCCAAGUUGUUCAAUGACCUCAGGCGUCUCCCCGGUACCUUUGACACACUGUGGUGGGAGCAGCUACAACCACAUCACUCAGUGGACGCGUUGAUGAAGGUAGUACGGCAAACCAACGCCUUUGUCGAUCGCCAUCAGCCCUGGGCUAGUGUUGCUGCCGGUGAUGAAACAGUAAAAGCAGUUGUUGGGAUCACUCUAGAGGCUCUUCGAUUGAUUGGUUGCCUACUUAUCCCUUUGGCUCCUUCCCUAUCAGACAGGUUGCUGCUUCGCCUCGGUAUCAAGUCGGAUACUUUGAGGUGCUCCUCUUGGCAUUUGAACUCCGAUGACGAAUGCUUCCACCGACCUCUUGUGCCUCGAAUUAAAACGUGA
Molecule: messenger RNA, 702 nt
Organism: Hydatigera taeniaeformis
Lineage: Eukaryota; Metazoa; Platyhelminthes; Cestoda; Cyclophyllidea; Taeniidae
Source: the annotation of a GenBank genome assembly